CUUGAGGGGGGCGGUGGGCCUUUUUUUGUUCCGCGGGGAAGAGAGCCACAACACACCGCUCGAGACACCCCAUCACAGCGGAUCGUCUGCUCAAUCCCGGGUUGGGUUGGCGUGGAGGACACCGAAGCGACACGGCAGCCGGAGACAAGAGAGGAUCAGCUGGCAGACGAGCGGCGGACCGGCGGCAAGCUAUCGCCUCAUUUUUAGCCUUAUAACUCCUCUUGUGGGUAUUUUUUGGGGUGGGCGGGCGGGCGGGCGGGAGGACACACCGAGAAGGGACGAACACAACACGCCGAGAGGAGGGGGCUGGAAGUCUGCCUUCCAGCCUGAAGGGGCCGGCGGUUCGGCCACAGCACCCUGGAUUAGCUAGUUUGUACCCGCGCGGCUAAGUGAAUGGGAUGGAGCCGGGACCGUCUGGCGCUGUGCCCAUGGGGGUGUUCCCCCCACCCCUGCAGCAGGUGUUCCACGCCCCGCGUCGGCCAGGAAUGGGCACAGUGGGCAAGCCCAUCAAGCUGCUGGCCAACUACUUCGAGGUGGAGAUCCCCAAGAUGGACGUCUACCAUUACGAGGUCGACAUCAAGCCGGACAAGUGCCCGCGGCGAGUCAACAGGGAGGUGGUGGAGUACAUGGUGCAGCACUUCAAGCCACAGCUCUUCGGCGAUCGCAAGCCUGUGUACGACGGCAAGAAGAACAUCUACACGGUGCUGGCACUGCCCAUUGGUAGUGAGAAGGUGGAUUUCGAGGUCACCAUUCCAGGCGAGGGCAAGGACCGAAUCUUCAAAGUGUCCAUCCGUUGGCUGGCCAAGGUUUCGUGGCGCCUGCUGCAGGAAACGCUGGUCAGCGGGCGGCUGCAGGUGCCCCUCGACUCGGUGCAAGCCCUGGAUGUAGCCAUGCGGCACUUGGCCUCUAUGAGGUACACUCCAGUGGGUCGCUCGUUCUUCUCUCCGCCCGAGGGCUACUACCACCCUCUGGGGGGCGGCCGGGAGGUGUGGUUCGGCUUCCACCAGUCGGUGAGACCCGCCAUGUGGAAGAUGAUGCUCAACAUCGAUGUGUCUGCCACCGCCUUCUACAAAGCCCAGCCUGUCAUCGAGUUCAUGUGUGAGGUUCUGGACAUCCGCAAUAUAGAUGAGCAGCCCAAAACGCUCACCGACUCGCAACGGGUCCGUUUCACUAAGGAGAUCAAAGUAGUGUCAGGUCUCGUGUACCCUACUUCUCCAGGUCUCAAAGUGGAGGUGACACACUGUGGGCAAAUGAAGAGGAAGUACCGUGUAUGCAAUGUCACCCGACGUCCUGCCAGCCAUCAGACGUUCCCCCUCCAGCUUGAAAGCGGGCAGACAGUAGAAUGCACCGUUGCCCAGUAUUUCAAGCAGAAGUACAACCUGCAGCUAAAAUACCCCCACCUGCCCUGCCUGCAGGUGGGGCAGGAGCAGAAGCACACAUAUCUGCCCCUAGAGGUGUGUAACAUCGUGGCGGGCCAAAGAUGUAUCAAGAAGUUGACAGAUAAUCAGACAUCCACCAUGAUCAAAGCCACUGCUCGUUCAGCGCCGGACAGACAGGAAGAGAUCAGCAGGCUGAUGAAGAACGCCAACUUCAACCUCGACCCGUACAUUCAGGAGUUUGGCAUCAAGGUGAAAGACGACAUGGCUGAGGUGACGGGCAGAGUGCUCCCAGCCCCGAUCUUGCAGUACGGUGGACGGAACCGAGCUAUUGCCACCCCCAACCAGGGUGUGUGGGACAUGAGGGGAAAGCAGUUCUACAACGGCAUCGAGAUCAAAGUGUGGGCCAUCGCCUGUUUUGCCCCGCAGAAGCAAUGCAGAGAGGAGGUGCUUAAGAACUUCACAGACCAGCUACGGAAGAUCUCCAAGGACGCCGGCAUGCCCAUCCAGGGACAGCCGUGCUUCUGCAAGUACGCCCAGGGAGCGGACAGCGUGGAGCCCAUGUUCAGACAUCUGAAGAACACCUACUCGGGGCUGCAGCUCAUCAUCGUCAUUCUGCCUGGCAAAACCCCCGUCUACGCCGAGGUGAAGCGCGUUGGAGACACUCUGCUGGGCAUGGCCACGCAAUGUGUCCAAGUGAAGAAUGUGGUGAAGACGUCCCCCCAGACCCUUUCCAACCUCUGCCUCAAGAUCAAUGUCAAGCUGGGGGGCAUCAACAACAUCCUGGUGCCUCACCAAAGGUCAGCGGUGUUCCAGCAGCCUGUUAUCUUCCUCGGAGCUGAUGUGACUCACCCCCCUGCUGGAGACGGCAAGAAACCCUCCAUCACAGCUGUGGUGGGCAGCAUGGAUGCCCACCCCAGCCGGUACUGCGCCACCGUGCGGGUCCAGCGGCCCCGGCAGGAGAUCAUCGAGGACCUGUCCUACAUGGUGCGCGAGCUGCUCAUCCAGUUCUACAAGUCCACUCGUUUCAAGCCCACCAGAAUCAUCUUCUACAGGGAUGGCGUUCCCGAGGGACAGCUGCCGCAGAUUCUCCACUAUGAACUGCUGGCCAUCAGGGACGCAUGUAUCAAGCUGGAAAAGGAUUACCAGCCUGGCAUUACCUACAUCGUGGUGCAGAAACGCCACCACACACGCCUCUUCUGUGCCGACAAGUCCGAAAGGAUCGGAAAAAGCGGGAACAUUCCUGCUGGGACUACAGUGGACACCAGCAUCACUCACCCCUUUGAGUUUGAUUUCUACCUGUGCAGCCACGCAGGCAUACAGGGUACGAGCCGGCCGUCGCAUUAUUACGUCUUGUGGGAUGACAAUCGUUUCACGGCCGACGAGUUGCAGAUCCUCACCUACCAGUUGUGCCACACCUAUGUACGCUGCACCCGCUCUGUGUCCAUCCCAGCGCCGGCCUACUACGCCCGCCUCGUGGCCUUUCGCGCCCGCUACCAUUUAGUGGACAAAGAGCACGACAGCGGGGAGGGCAGCCACGUCUCGGGUCAGAGUAAUGGUCGGGACCCCCAGGCGCUAGCCAAAGCGGUCCAGAUCCACCACGACACCCUGAGGACCAUGUACUUCGCCUGAGCUGCGUGUCAAGCCACCCACCACUUCCCUGGCCAUGUCACUUCCACUUGAGUGGGCAUGUAGCUCCCCACCACCACCUCAUCCCCUUCCCUUGUCCCCUUGUGACUACCCACUACUCAUCCUCCACAGCCGGCCAGCCGCAUCGAUCCAAUCUUCAAAAACACUCUCCAGCCUCAUGCACUCAAAAGGUUAUGAAUAUUAUUAUUAUUAUUGUUAUUUUUCCUUUGUUUUUACUUGACCAGGACUGUUGGAUUUAUUUUUUUCCGUUGGUAUUAUGAUGUAAUAUUGUGUACUACCUUCACACAUGCAAGUAAGUAUGCAAUAGCGGAGGAAAGUAGGUGGUUCACAAUGCUGCCUCUUGAACACAAUCCGAAGUCCGGAUGCCAGUGUUCCAAAAUCAUGAGGAUUGGGAAUCCUUUGCUUACUUUUGUUGUUUUUAAUGUUUUUUUUUUUUUAAACAAAUAAUGUUGUUCUUUUUGUAUAGUUUUUUUGUUAGACCCGCCUUGAGGUACAUUAGCACUUAGCGUUUAGCAUGUAGAUGCCUGCACAUCGUAGGCUCUCGUCUUCAUUUUCUUAAGCGGGUGUAGCAUAUCUUAGAACCUUUAGAGGGCUUCGCAUCGCAUAACAAUAGAGGGACCAUUGCGUAGAGCCAGGGACGGGGAACCUUUUUCCCUCCUCCUACUUCUGUGUUGGUAGUCUGCAGGUUCCCCACCCCUGGUGUGUAAAAGAUACUUGCACCCCAUGCUCCUCAACCAGCAUUAUUAACCAGCCAUAAAAAGAACAAACAACCAGUGGAAAAAAGGGGCACUUGAAGAGGUAGCUCGUUUUUAUUUUUGUCUGUAUGCUCUUUAAGGAUUUACAAGGCACUUUUUUCGUGUAAUUUACAUAUUGCUUUUUAUUUUAUUUUAUUUUUUGUAUUACUUCCAAAUGGUCUCAUCUCUGUACACUAAAACUCGCACAUAUAGACAUUAGCUCUUACCUCACCGCCCAGAAAGCAGAAGCACACGCUCUAUGACCAUCCCUCUUCAAAUGCACUUCCUCAACACUCCUCAUCCUCUGCCAUUGUCACCUUCUUCCUCCCGCUGCACCUGCAUUUAUUGCUCCUCAAUCUCUUAGCGCAGGGUUUCCCAAACUUGAUCAUGAGUACAGCCACAAAAUGGUAAAAAAAAAGACAAGUCAGCAAUUUUGCUUUGUAGUAGUCAUUUUACCUUAAUUUCCAAUUUUGAAAAUUAACUCCGCGCUUCAAUAUAGCAAAAUAUAAAAAAACUACUUAAAUGGGCCAAUUAAAUGAUCCAUCCAUUUUUCUACCGCUUAUCCGAGGUCGGGUCGCGGGGGCAAUAGCUUUAGCAGGGACGCCCAUACUUCCCUCUCCCCAGCCACUUCAUCCAGCUCUUCCGGGAGGAUCCCGAGGCGUUCCCAGGCCAGCCGAAAGACGUAGUCUCUCCAGCGUGUCCUGAGUCGUCCCCGGGGUCUCCUCCCGAUGGGAUGUGCCCGGAACACCUCACUCAUCCGAAUCAGAUGCCCCAGCCACCUCAUCUGGCUCCUCUCUAUGGAGGAGCAGCGGCUCUACUCUGAGCUCUCCGAGCUUCUCACCCUAUCUCUUAGGGAGAGCCCGGACACCCUGCAGAGGAAACUCAUUUCGGCCGCUUGUAUCCUGGAUCUUAUUCUUUCGGUCAUGACCAACAGCUCGUGACCAUAGGUGAGGGUAAGAACGUAAAUUGACCGGUAAAUCGAGAGCUUCGCCUUUCGGCUUACCUCCUUAUUCACCACAACGGACCGAUCCAAAGUCUGCAUCACUGCAGACGCUGCACCGAUCCGCCUGUCGAUCUCCCGUACCAUUCUUCCCUCACUCGUGAACAAGACCCCAAGAUACUUGAACUCCUCCACUUGGGGCAGGAUCUCAUCCCCGACCUGGAGAGGGCACGCCACCCUUUUCCUUCUGAGUACCAUGGUCUCACAUUUGGAGGUGCUACUUCUCAUUCCAGCCGCCUCACACUCUGCUGCGAACCGCUCUCGUGAGAGUUGGAGAUCACGGCCUGAUGAAGCCAGCAUAACCACAUCAUCUGCAAAAAGCAGAGAUGCAAUACUGAGGCCACCAAACCGGACCCCCUCUAUGCCACGGCUGCACCUUGAAAUUCUGUCCAUAAAAGUUAUAAACAGAAUCGGUGACAAGGAGCAGCCUUGGCGGAGUCCAACCCUCACCGGAAACGAGUCCGACUUACUGCCGGUUAUGCGGACCAAACUCUGACUCCGGUCGUACAGGGACAAAACAGCCCGUAUCAGGGGGUUCGGUACCCCAUACUCCCGAAGCACCCCCCACAUGACCCCCCGAGGGACACAGUCGAACGCCUUCUCCAAGUUCACAAAACACAUGUAGACUGGUUGGGUGAACUCCCAUGCACCCUCGAGGAUCCUGCCGAGGGUGUAGAGCUGGUCCACUGUUCCACGGCGAGGACGAAAACCACACUGCUCCUCCUGAAUCUGAGAUUCGAAUUCCCGACGGACCCUCCUCUCCAGCACCCCUGAAUUGACCUUACCAGGGAAGCUGAGGAGUGUGAUCCCCCUGUAGUUGGAACACACCCUCCGGUCCAGAAGGGGGACCGCCACCCCAGUCUGCCAAUCCAGAGGCACUGUCCCCGAUGUCCACGCGAUGUUGCAGAGGCGUGUCAACCAGGACAGCCCCACAACAUCCAGAGCCUUUAGGAACUCCGGGCGAAUCUCAUCCACCCCCGGGGCCUUGCCACCGAGGAGCUUUUUAACCACCUUGGUGACCUCAACCCCAGAGAUAGGAGAGUUGUUCUCCAUGACCUCACCGAACUCCUCCCAUACCCGAGUUUUUGCUUAAGCGACCACCAAAGCUGCAUUCUGCUUGGCCAGCCGGUACCCAUCAGCUGCCUCAGGAGUCCCACAGGCCAAAAAGGCCCGAUAGGACUACUUCUUCAGCUUGACGGCAUCCCUCACCGUUGGUGUCCACCAACGGAUGCGGGGAUUGCUGCUAUGACAGGCACCGACCAACUUACGGCCACAGCUCCCGUCAGGCGCCUCAGCAAUGGAGGUGCGGAACAUGGUCCACUCGGACUCAAUGUCCCCCGCCUUCCCCGGAACAUGAGCAAAGUUCUGUCGGAGGUGGGAGUUGAAACUCCUUCUGACAGGGGAUUCUGCCAGACGUUCCCAACAGACCCUCACAAUACGUUUGGGCCUGCCACGUUGGACCGGCAUCUUCCCCCACCAUCGGAACCAACUCACCACCAGGUGGUGAUUAGUUGACAGCUCCGCCCCUCUCUUCACCCGAUUAUCCAAGACAUGCGGCCGCAAGUCCGAUGACACGACCACAAAGUCGAUCAUCGAACUGCGACCUUGGGUGUCCUGGUGCCAAGUGCAUGUAUGGACACCCUUAUGCUUGAACAUGGUUUUCGUUAUGGAUAAUCCGUGAUGAGCACAGAAGUCCAAUAACAGAACACCGCUCGGGUUCUGAUCGGGGCGGGGCCGUUCAUCCCAAUCACGCCCUUCCAGGUCUCACUUUGAAGUCCCCCAGCAAAACGAUGGAGUCCCCAGCGAGAGCACUCUCCAGCACCCCCUCCAAGGACUCCAAAAAGGGUAGGUACUCUGAACUGCUGUUUGGUGCAUAGGCACAAACAACAGUCAGGACCCGUCCCCCCCACAAAAGGCGGAGAGAGGCUAACCUCUCGUCCACCGGGGUGAACCCCAACGUACAGGCACCGAGCUGGUGGGCAAUAAGUAUACCCAUACCUGCUCGGCGCCUCUCACCGUGGGCAACUCCAGAGUGGAAGAGAGUCCAACCCCUCUCGAGAGGACUGGUACCACAGCCCAAGCUGUGUGUGGAGGCGAGUACGACUGUAUCUAUUCGGAACUUCUCGACCUCACACACCAGCUCAGGCUUCUUCCCUGCCAGAGAGGUGACAUUCCACGUCCCUAGAGCCAGCUUCUGUAGCCGGGGAUCGGAUCGCCAAGGUCCCUGCCUUCGGCCACCGCCCAGCUCGCACUGUACCCGACCCCUAUGGCCCCUCCCAGGGGGAACUGUACUUAGUGAUUCGUUUGCUUAGCACUUCCGCUUGUCCCACACUUUGACUGUCACUGUCCUGAGAUUUUGUCUGAUUACUAACACAUUUAACUACGUCUGCUCUGUCGAUGUACAGUAUGACACGAAAUUGCCAGAUUUUUCUUUUCUUUUGGGCAGUUGACUCGCCAAAAGACAUGAAUUUCUAAAACCUCCACUCCAAAAUUCAACCGUGAAGACAGUUUUACUAAGCAACAUGAAAUUUGGUUAUGUCUAUCAUAAGUAGACCUACAAAAAUGUCACAGGAAGUCAUAUAUUGGUGUGAAGCAAACAAUACAGCCUAAUUCUCCUCAGAGCUAUUUAUUUAUUUUUUUGUCUGAUUGCUGAUAAAUUGUAACCAUGUAUGCUAGACACAUGAAAGACACUAAAUUGGCUUUUUUUGUGUUGGUCAUUGUGUGUAGGCUGAGCAUUGAAGCAAAAUUUUACGGCUCACAAUAAAACAAAGGACUCCAAAGGAUAGACUAAUCCUAGAGAUUUUGCCGUAUCGCUACUAAAUUUUAAACUAAUUGUACUAGACGGGUCGAUUACACUAAAUUGGUUGUUUUUGGUGCCCUGCGAUUGGCUGGCAACCAGUUCAGGGUGUACCCCGCCUCCUGCCCGAUGACAGCUGGGAUAGGCUCCAGCACGCCCGCGACCCCAGUGAGGAGAAGCGGCUCAGAAAAUGGAUGGAUGGAUGGUUGUUUUUGCUAAUUUUCUGCCUUUGUCAAAGGAAUUGAUUUUCUCUCUUACCACUAUGGCACCAGUCACACAGCUACAAUGGUACUGUCUAACUCAUAUGGUUAGCACUUGAGGCCUGUAAUUCAGUUCUUGCUGUCAAGCUCGCUUAAGUAAAAAGCUAAAAAUACAAUUUCAAGAGAUUCACGGUGCCCUGUACUGCAAGAAAUGUAUAGACGCACAAUUUGGGAAACCCUGCCUUUUUUAGUGUGUGAGCCAAUUUCCCUUGGUGCUCCGUGUGCAUGGUUGGCACGGGUAAGGGGGGUUGCGACCACUUAACACACCCUGCCUUUUAACUGUGAUGAUAAUAAUGCAUGUAAAACGUAAAACUGGAUUAUCUGAGCCACCUUAUUUUUUUGUCCGGGGGGCAUUGUUUUUGCUCGCCGCUCCCUGUUUGCCUCAAUUGUGAAGUGGUAACAAAAAUCUGUUUUUUUUCCCCACCACAUCAUUUGAGUAUCGUGACUCGUGUCUGUGGAGACCAAAACCCCUUUCACACAGCCGCGCUUUUUGUCAGAGGAAUUCAUUUCCUAUGGCACAUGCUGCACAAUUGCAAUAGUAUGGUCCCUCUCAAUCAGCCAAACUCGCGUAGCUUUGAGACCCUCUAUCCGGUCCAGCAUAUGAUUUUAUUCUUAAAAUGGAGAAAAAAAAAAAAAAAAGAAACCUAACAAAGUAUCACUUUUUCCGUCCCCUGUUCCCCCCAUGGAACUGGUGCUACCUCCAAAGAUGGAAAAAAUUAUUAUUAUUUUUUUAAUUUUCCAACUUUGUCCCCACAAUUCAGUGUCAAUGCCAUUUAUACAUAAUGUAUCAACAGCUUCGACGAAUGGGGGUACAAAGCCAAAUAGGGAAUUUUUACACCUUGAAAGUAGUAUCAGAGUUGAGGUGUUACGAGUUUCUCUCAGGUGUUCUAUAUGGGGUUUAAAGUUUGACACGCACUUCUACCGCCCUAUUGUGUUGAAAGCAGUUGUUGUUGUCCGGGAUUCUCCUGCCUCUUCCAAUGUUGCUGUUCUCAGCUAUUCCGCCCUUCACGAUUUUUUUCUGGAAGGCCCAAGAUGUGGAAAUCAGUGCAACUCUCAACAUUACACAUGGCUAAUAAUCUAAUGUCUGGAAUUUUAAGUAAUUAACGCUUCUUUAGGCCUUCUGGGAAAAUCUUAUAGAUGAGAGUUGAGGCGUUACGAGUGUCUCUAAGGGUAUUCUGCAAUGCCAGGACCAGGGGAUUUGAAAUUUUAACACCUCACACUCAUUCUUUCGCCAAACAGUUGUGUCGAAAGCUAUUGUUGCUGCACAGCAUUUUUUCUGCCAAUCUUUUGCCAUUUUUUUUUUAUUACCCCCCACCUUCAGAGGGAGUGUCAGAGUACAGAGUUCUGCCUCCGUGUGUAGAAGGGUAAUGACAGGACCAGGGGGUUUGAAGUUUAACACCUGACACUCACUUUCCCCGCAAAAUUUUAUCGAAAGCAAUUGUUCCCCCCCGGCAUUUUUUUCUGCCAACCCUCUCAAAUGUUUUCCACAGUCAGCAUAGUCAGGUAGUGUCAGCAUUCAGAGGCGGUACGCUCCCUGUGUGUAAGGCUUUUCCACAAUGCCGGGACCAAGGGGUUUGAAGUGUAACACUUGACAUGCACUUCCCCUGCACAAUAGUGUCGAAAGCAAUUGUUACUCUGCCAUUUUUUCUGGCUAUUUUUUUUCCCCGCCUUUGGAGGUAGUGUGAGGUAGAGACAUUUAAGGGUAUUCGAGGGGAAGAUAAGUUUUAAUACCUGACAUGUCCCUCACAGUUGGGUGAAAAGCAGUUAUUGCUGUCUGUCAUUUUUCCAACUUUUUCUUUUUCCGUCAGUGGUGUAUAAACACUGAAAACGUAAAGUGCAUGUAACUUAAUGUUUAUUUCCUCCUAGAAAUUUUUAUCAAAAUAAAAAAUGUGCACAAGAAUAACUUAUUUGCGCAUAUGGAGUACAAAAGUCAAAACAUGACAGCUCUGUAUUGGAAAAGUGCACGUAUACAAUAUUUCCUACUUAUUUGGGUUAGGGUUACUAUUACUAUUUGCAGGGUUUUUAAGUAAUACCUAAUUGAAUAGUGUGUUUGCGGCGUGAAAAUUGCCAGUUCUUUUUCAAUUUCUUCCUCAAACCUUCAUUUAUUGCGUCUGUCAACAAGUUUACUAUAUUGCUUCCUGUGUGGCUUGUGUGGAGGGCUCUCGUCUACAUAACAUUUGACACUAAUUCCCACUUGUUGGAAAUGAAAUGGGAAGUGGUAGUUACGUACGUAGGGGUCAGUCUCUCUGAAAGCCCAACCAUCACAUAAGAACCACUCUUUCUGCCGAUUUCACGACUCCAAGACUGCUGUCUUGACUCUGUGUACAGCUUCGGGAUGGCGACUUCUGACGUGUUUUCGUGUUGGUAUUGCGUAUUGUAGUUGGGAGUGUCUUUUGUCCAUUUCCUGUGAUCCGGAUUUACAAGGAAAUCCAAAAUGACUCUAAACAUCUGAUUUAAAAAUAGAUGUCGCUCACCUCACGCUGUAGCCAUAGACUGCUGCUUGCUCGAGUCUGCAUUUUGUUGUCGUUUGGUCGAGUGCGGCUUCCUCCAAUGUGAAUCACAUGCAAAGCCCCCACACUGCCAGAAGGUGAAUCGAUUCAGGGGAUUUGCUGAAUCUAUUUUGAAGCAUUUUGAAGGGAAGCAUAGCAAUGAAUUGCUGAAUCGAUAUUUUUACCCACCCCUAGUUGAAAGUAAUGUUCCCUGCCGGGCAUUUUUUUUCUGCCAACCCUACUCAUUUUUUUUUGCUCCACCUUUUGGAGGUAGUAAGAGUUGAGACAAUAUGAUUUCACAAUGCGGGGGACCAGGGGCAUGUGAAGUUUUAGCACCUGACAUUCUACACAGUUGUGUCGAAAGCACUAGUCCAUUAUCCAAUUUGUGGGAUCCCUGGUCUCUGUGUGUAAUCACAGCCAGUUAUGUGUACUUAUCUCGCCUUGGCUGGGUUCUUCAUAGGCGCAGGUGGGUAAAUCUUGUCUUUUAUUGCAGGAUAUCUGUGUGAAAGAGGCUUUGGUCCAAAUGCCACCUUAGUCGUCCUCACAACGCAUUUGUGGGGUCUUUAAAUCACAUUUAUAGACUAGACUAUUAAAAAAGCCUUUGUACGACGUUUUACCGACCUGUCAUUGUGUUGAAGGUGAUUUGUACAUAUAAAUAUAUGAUAUUAACCUGUUAUGUAUUUUGGCUCACCACUUGCCAGGCCUUGUCACAUUUCGCCGAGGGCCAAUAGUCUCCCGCCGCCUCGUUCGUCCCCCCCCCCUCCAUAUAAUAAUGAUACAAAGUUUCGGGGCAUUCCCUUGCACCGCUAAAACCAGAUGCAGUUCUCACUCACUGAAGCCACAAAGCACCUUGCAAGAGAGGGCGGGCGGCGAACGGGAGGGCCGGGUGGGGUGGGGUGGGUUGGCCUGGGGUGGCGGGUAACAUACUGUAUGGAUUACAGGUGGCAGCCUCACCAUCUGACUAAGCAAUAUUGAAGCCACUGAUCAAGAACAGUCCUCAUCAUAGCACUUCCCAAUAUAUUUGGAACGAAAGGACAUGGAAGCAUUGUGCUCUCUUGGCUCUGUAUGUGGUAGUAGUAAUGGAAACUCUGUUGGGGAGUGUUAUUUUUUAAGAAGAAAAUAAAUUUGUUUUUUAAAUAACAA
This is a messenger RNA of Phyllopteryx taeniolatus (common seadragon), 11449 nucleotides long. RefSeq names its product protein argonaute-1. The record is from RefSeq and is a predicted model, not a curated record. Gene Ontology annotation, molecular function: RNA binding; protein binding. NCBI's taxonomy places the organism in Eukaryota, Metazoa, Chordata, Actinopteri, Syngnathiformes, Syngnathidae. The transcript is spliced from 19 exons. Bases 399 to 3008 code for a protein of 869 amino acids.